Agrilus planipennis (emerald ash borer) is the source of this 1233-nucleotide messenger RNA. RefSeq names its product protein tilB (gene tilB). The coding region runs from base 64 to 1233 and encodes 389 amino acids. Gene Ontology annotation, cellular component: cytoplasm. Lineage: Eukaryota; Metazoa; Arthropoda; Insecta; Coleoptera; Buprestidae. Gene Ontology annotation, biological process: outer dynein arm assembly. The record is from RefSeq and is a predicted model, not a curated record. Gene Ontology annotation, molecular function: protein binding. The transcript has 6 exons.
UACACUGUUUUUUGGCAAUUGCUUAUCUAAUUAUAAGCUUCUCGUUAUUUGUUAUAAGUAAUUAUGGUAAAAAUAACUGAGGAGCUGAUACGAAAAAAAUCGGAGCAUAAUGAAGGCAUUAUUGGAACUUUAGAAGAAUUAUCUCUACAUCAAGAGGAUGUAGACAAAAUAGAGAAUCUGAACAAUUGGUGUAAGGAUUUACAAAUUCUUUUACUCCAGGCAAAUCUCAUUUCUAAAAUAGAAAAUUUAAACAAGUUAAAAAAGUUGGAAUAUUUAAAUUUAGCGGUGAAUAAUGUUGAAAAAAUAGAAAAUUUAGAGAGAUGCGAAUUUUUGGAAAAAUUAGACUUGACACUGAAUUUCAUCGGGGAUUUAGAAAGUGUAGCUUCUCUAAAAAACAACUUGCACUUAAGACAUUUAUAUCUGACCGGAAACCCAUGUACCAAUUAUGAAGGUUACAGAACUUACGUUGUUGCAGUUUUACCUCAACUGCAAACUUUAGAUGGAGUGGAAAUUACUCACUCCGAAAGAAUCAAGGCGCAACAGGAUUUUGAAAACAUAACACCUAAAAUAAGAAAAGCUCAAAAGGAAUAUGAACUAUUUCGAAAAGAACAGAAAGAAAGAUUAUGUAAAGGACAUGAUGAUUUGACUGAUGAGGAGUUCUGGGCUACGAAAUCCGAACAUGCUCCAGAAAUAAGGGUUGAAAUGGCAAUGAGAUCAAGAAAAUCACGUAACACCGACGAAGAAAAGGAUAAAGUUAAAAAACCUUGUGUUCGCUUAUAUAAUAAGGAGGGGAGACCGUUAAAUAUUAAUCAAGCUAAACUGAAGUUUAAAUUUUGCGACGAGGAUCCUAAACAAUACGUUUUAGAUAUUGCCAUUUACAAAUAUCUCGAUACAAGUUUAAUAGACGUAGAUUUACAGCCGAUCGUUGUUAAAGUUACUAUUAAGAAAAAAGUGUUCCAGUUCGUUUUACCGGAGGAAAUAUAUACAGAUAAAAGUGUUGCACAAAGAUCUCAAACGACAGGACAUUUGGUGAUAACGAUGCCUCGAAUGAAUUACAAGGAAUGGAAAGAAACUAGGCAAAAAAACAAACCGAAAAAAAUUAACGACAAUACGAAAAGGCAUGAAUACUUAGAAAUCACUGGUAAACAAAAUGAAAUGGACUUUAGUAACAUAGUGAGUAAAAUUGACGAAAAGACAUUAAUACAGCAGAUACCACCUUUGGAAUAUUUUUAA